Orussus abietinus is the source of this 7722-nucleotide messenger RNA. RefSeq names its product zinc finger protein 608. The transcript is spliced from 5 exons. NCBI's taxonomy places the organism in Eukaryota, Metazoa, Arthropoda, Insecta, Hymenoptera, Orussidae. The record is from RefSeq and is a predicted model, not a curated record. Bases 170 to 5029 code for a protein of 1619 amino acids. Gene Ontology annotation, biological process: regulation of transcription by RNA polymerase II. Gene Ontology annotation, cellular component: nucleus.
GGCGUAGCGCGGGCGGAGGUCGGGGCAUCACCGGGUCCAGGAACGCCGAGAAGACUCCCGAGGGGUACAACGACGAGACGCGGGACGACGCGGCGGUUCCGUCGCCGGCGAACACGCGGGGAACAUCGCCGAGCAGGCUGGCGGGCACGGGGGUAGCCGUUCCAAGGGCAUGGCGACUACGCCAAUAGGCGGUCGCCUCCCUAACGUAAGCCACCACCACCACCAUCACCACCACCAUCACCACCAUCACCACCAUCGCAAGGGAGCCGCAGCCCAGGCAGCGACCUCGGAAGUCGUCGGCGGUAGCAGCGAGCCCCCGCCGUCGACGGGAUCGGCACCGGGACCGGGAGCGGCCCCCUCCAGGAGGCACGGAACACGGGACCAUCGGGAGGAGAGCAAAGGUCGCGGCGAAAGGUGCGAGAGGUCGAGCAAGGGCACGGAGAAAGCAGGCACGGUGGCUGCUAACGCCGGGGACGGGGACACGGGCGCAACGAGCGCCACGAACAACUUCGAGUACGACGACAAUGAGUGGGACAUCGGCAUAGGGGAGCUGAUAAUCGCCCUGGAUGCGGACAUAGAGAAGACGAGGGACGAGCGAUCGAGCCUGGCCGCCGCGACAGGCAUGGCUUCUACGCCUGCCCCGGCAUCGACCACGAACCCGGCCCAGCUACAGAGCAGCGCGACCUCCUCGACGACGACUUCGAGCUCCUCCUCGUCCUCCGCGUCCUCCGCGUCGGCCCCGAACGGGACCGUGGGCCCCGGAAGCGGGUCGAACUCGUCCUCCUCCUCCUCGUCGUCCUCUUCCUCCUCGUCCUCGUCGGGCGGCUCGAGCCCCGGCGCGGCCUCCUCGGCAGUCGGCGCAGCGGCCGCAGCGACCGCGAGCGGCCCGGGCGCCGCCGCCGGCUCGGCCCCCGCCGCCCCCGGCAGCGCGGGCGCCCCCGGCCUCGGCAGCGGGCCGGCCACCCCCGGCGGGCCCCCCGCCAAGCAGCAGCCCGGCGCGGCCGCCAACGGGAACCCCGGCAAGAUGGCCGUGGAACAUUCGGCCACCGUCGACAAGGGCCUCAAGAUGAAGAUCAAGCGAACGAAACCCGGCACCAAGACGAGCGAGGCCAAGCACGAGAUAGUCAAGAGCAACGAGCUCAACGGGACGGUCUCUUCGGGCUCGUCCUCGUCCGCGCAGGACGCCGCCAACCCCGGGGCCGCGGGCCCCCAGGCCGCGCAGGCCGCCCAGAACGCGGCGGCCGCGGCCGCGGCGGACCUCGUGGCCGCCGGCCCCGGCGGACCCGCGGGCCCCGGCGGACCCAACGCCGGCCCCGCCGCCGCCAACGCGGCCCCCUCCAAGGGCAAGCCCCACUCGCCCGCGGGGGCGGCCGCGGCCAACGCCGCCCCGGCGCAGCCCGCCACCACCACCUCCAAGCGUGGCUCCAGCGGCCACCGGCGCGACAAGACGCGCGACAAGCACGACAAGCCCCCGACCACCCACGCGCCGCCCCCCUCCCAGCAGGCCAAGCCCGAGAUGAACGGCACCGCGCGACCGCCCCCAGGGCAGGCGCCUGCCGCUGGCCCCCAGGGGCCCACCCCCGCGGCCACCGCGCCCCAGCAGCCCCAGGGCCCCCCGCCCGGCUCCAGGACCGGCUUCCCCGUCUCCCAGGGGCCCGGCCCACCCGCUACCAGCGCCGCUGCCCCCUGUCCCCCGCCCAGCCCCGCCAGCGCCACCGCUGCCGGCUCCGCCGCCAAGCCCGAGCAGACCAAGGUCGCCGCCGUCCCCGGCCCGCCGCUCACAACCCCCGCCGAGGAGGCGAGGGACACCGCCGCCAGCCCCCCGCCCGCCAAGAAGCUCAAGACCUCCAACGGCGAACCAAAGGACAUGUCCGACAUGUGUGUCGGUACCAGUGUGGGGACCAUCACGGAACCCGAGUGUUUGGGACCAUGUGAACCAGGUACCUCGGUAACCCUGGAAGGCAUCGUUUGGCACGAAACUGAAGGAGGUGUAUUGGUGGUGAACGUGACGUGGCGGGGAAAGACGUACGUGGGGACACUCCUAGACUGCACGAGGCACGACUGGGCGCCGCCCAGGUUCUGCGACUCGCCAACGAGCGACCUCGACGCCAGGACGCCGAAGGGCCGAGGGAAGCGCGGCCGAGCCGCGGCGAACGCGACGCCCGGCAACGACCUGAGUAACUUCACGGAGACGCGGAGCUCCGUGCACAGCAAGCUGAGGAACGGCGGGGCCAAGGGCCGCAGAGGGGCGCAGGGCUCGCCCGCGGCGAGUCCGUCGCCGGCGGCUUUCGUCCCACCCCGACCGGACCCCGCGGCGAAGCGGAAGUCGCGCGGCCCCGAGGAAGAGGAGAAGAACAAGCGGAGGGCCCCACCCCCGACGCCGCCCAGCGGCUCGCCCCCUGCGAGCCCGGUCCUCCUUGAAUGCCCCGAGCCGAACUGCAGCAAAAAGUACAAACACAUCAACGGACUGAAGUACCACCAGAGCCACGCGCACGGCUCGGCGGACGACGAAGACACGAAGGAGGGCAUCACCAGCAUGUCGGAGAACGACGAGAGCAACAUCGAGGCGCCGAGCCCCGCAACGCCCGUCAAGUCGCCGGCCGACAAGCCCGAGGGCACGCCCGUGAGGGCGACGAGUCCGCCCGCGACGAGUCUGCCGCCCGAAACGCCACCCCCGCCCAGGGUGCCCUCGCCGAGUAUAGAGCCGCCCACGCCGGUCCACUCUGACAAGAGCAUCGUGAAGCCGGGCGUGCUGAGGUUCGGUCAGGACGACCUGCCGGCGCCCGUGGGGGCAGCGGCAACCGCGGUAGUCGUGGCAGCCUCGGUGCCGCCCCCCAGGUCCGGGCAACCCGGGCAGGCGACGAAUCCUCCCCAGAGCCCGAGCCCCAGGCCGAGCCAAUCCCCCAGGCCGGUGCCUUCGCCGCACCCCGCCGUCGGCAUGCCUCAGCCGCUGAACAUCCCGCAGCCGCCCCAGCCGGUGCAGGUCCAGCAGCAUUCCCAGAACUCGUUGCUGCAGCCCCAGCAGGCGCAAAUGGCGCCAGGGCCGCAGCAGCAGGGGCCGCCCGGCCAGCCGAUGCAGGCCGUGCAGCCGCAACUUCAGCCCGCCCACCAGUUGCAGCAGGUACAGCACCCUGGGCAACCUCAGCUGGGUCAGCCUGCGCAGGCGCACACGGUCCAGCAGUCCGUUCUGCAGCAGCAACCGCCGCCGCCGCCGCAGCAACAGCAACCUACCGGGGUGCCUGGCAUGCCAGGCCAGCACCCUGGUCUGCAGGGGCUGACGAAUCAGGUCGGCCAGCAGCCCGGUAUGAGGACCGCCUCGCCCGGCCACCCUGGACAAACGAUACAGUCGCACCUGCAGCCGUACCCUAACGUGGGUCUGCACCCGAAGAUACCGCAGUUUAAGGUCAAACCGACCGCCGCUCUGAUGCCCGAACAGGACAAGAGCAAGGACCCCAGGAAUCCGAAGCCUCAGGGCUACAAGAAGAAGUCCAGGAAAUCUCCGGGUGGGAGUCCGCAUCCUUCGCCCCUGGAAGCGCCGAUGAUGGACAACGCGAGGGAAGACGUUCAGAGUCCGGCGUACUCGGACAUUUCGGAUGACGCCGCGCCCGUUCUCGAGGCCGAGUCCGCCGACAAGGCGAAGCAGGGUCCCGAGAAGGAUCCCAAGGCGAACGCCCCGAGUCACCUGCCGGCGCACUUCGGCAUGUAUCCGUAUUACGGGCAGCCACCGUACCUGGUGUCGAGCGUUCAAGAGAAGCCCGGCGAUCCCAAGCCGAGUGACCUAACACCGAAACAAGAGGUGAAGCCCCUGAAUAUACCGCAAAUGCCUUCGAUGACUAGCCUGCAAAAUCCUGAGAAGGACAAGAAGGAGCUGAACCCCCCUGCGCCGCAGCAACAGCCCCAUUACUACGGGGGUUAUGGAGGUUACAUGCCGCCUGGGUAUCCGUACCAGCCGCAACCCGUGCCCCAACAGCAAAACCAACCUGCCGAGCAGGAGGCCCACGAGCAGAAGGUGAAGGUGAAGCAGGAGCCACAGCCUCAGCAGCCCAGUCUCAAGGAUAAGCAGCACGAGAAUCAUCAGAUACUCAAAGAAAGCAUCGAGAUGAAGAGCCAAAUGGCCCCGUACAUGUACCACGUACCGCAGAGUCAAAGGACACCUUUGUCCGGAUCUUACCACCUAUAUCCUGGGGAACAGACUAGGAAAGAGGAGGCGGCAAAGAGGCAACAGUCCAAGCCGCCACCGCCGAGUCCGAAGCACCAGCCUAAGCAGGAAAAGCCGCAGGAUCUCGGCAAACCCGAGGACCCCAAAGGCAAACAGGAGGGCGUCAAACCCACGAUGGAGACCCAGGGACCACCUCCACCUCCCACCUCUCAAUACGCGUAUAUCCAUCCGGGAUACAUGCAGCCCCAGCACUAUGGAGCUCUACCCUUCGACCCCGGUCACCCGGUCUACCGAGGUCUCAGUCCCAUGUUGGUACCGGGACCGUACUCGGGCAAUCCGUACUUGCAUCAGCUCCCGAGGUACCACGCCCCCGAGGACCUGAGCAGACCUCCGGGUGGCAAGGCCCUCGACCUGCUGCAACACCACGCGAACCAGUACUACUCGGCCCACAAGAUCCACGAGCUCCAGGAGCGGGCCCUGAAGUCGCCCACGCCCAAGAGCUCGGCGGCAUCGGCGAGUCCCUCGGCGGCGGGUCCCACUCCCGCGAGGCCGCCCAGCGGACCCCCUACGUCGGCCGCCGGUCCUGGGCCACCCCAAGGACAGGGUCAACAGCAGCAAGGGAAGCAACAGGGUCAACCCGGCGGGCAGCAGCAGCAGGUCGGCGGCGACGCCGCCGCCGGCAACCUCGGCAAGGACAACAGGUCGCCGCCCCCGCAGAGGCAUGUCCACACCCACCACCACACGCACGUGGGGCUGGGGUAUCCCCUUUUAACCGGACAGUACCCCGCGCCCUACGGAGCGGCAGUGCUGGCGAGUCAGCAGGCCGCCGCGGUAGCCGCUUCGGUGAUCUCGCCUUUCCCGCCCAAGUGACCCGCGGCCCCCGCUCCCGUUCCCGCAGCCGGAAACUCCGCACAAACCCAUCACUCGCACCCCGCCGCGAGCGGGAACGCAGCUCGUCAGACCUAGGACACGCCGCCCUGCGGUUUGCGUGCGGCGGGUGCGCAGCUCGGCCGCACGCGAGCUCGGCCUACACCUAAAUCCAGGUCCGGCCCCGGUGUUCGGCUCAGGAGCUAGGACCUCCAGGCGGUUCGCUCGCUGGAGUACCCCCCGAGGAUGCGAUCUCUUAGGGUCGGUUCUCCACGAUUUCGGGUCGAAGAUAGCUCGAGCCGCUCAGUUUGUCCAAAUUGAGGGCCCCCCACGUGGGCUGGAUGCAACCGAUAGGUGCAACGUGGCAUGGCCAGGUCUGGGACGCGUCGCCACGUGGUUUGUGCGAGGAGUGCUGGUCGAUGCUAGUGGGGAACACGGAUGGAACUAGGAGUGAAGUUAGCGCUAGCACGUUAGUCCACGUCGAAGCUAGGAAACUGGCGCCGGUACCAGGGUCCGAUUGGACGGAAUAUGGCGUUCCUUCGUUGGAGAACCGUUUUUGGGUCCGCCGCCACGAUACGAUCUAGAAAGAGGAAUCCGAAGCAGUUGUCGAAGUCAGAUCUGGAACGAGCCACCAUGGAUGCACGGGUGCACGGCUCGAUCGCUAGUCUGGAACUAGGACCAAAGCGUUCUCUGGGAGUGGAACCGAAAUUGAUACCGGCAUCGGUCCCGGGAGUGAACCUUUCGAGGGAAGGGAAUCCUCCAAAUUCUCGAGAAUUAUCGCCAAUGUCACAACCUAUCUCGAGUGUCAGACUUCGGAUUGGUACUGUAACGCGAUUCGCUUGCUCGUAAACUCGACAUAGAUCUGGGACUUGGACCGGAGUUGGCACUAUCGCCGGCACUAGCGCUAAGACUGGAACUGGUACUGGUACCGGAAUCCGAUGAAUACCCGGAAUGUUGGCGGCGUUCACUUGUCGGGAAACCUUCCUAGCUGGAGAACUAUUCUAGGGCCAAUUAAAACAAUCGGAUUAGAGGAAGAGGCGAAGCGGUUUAGUUGUCGAAAUCACAAGUCGUGCCACGAGUGGUAGUGCUACGAGCGUCUCGGCUGGCGAUAACUCGCGGGGGGUCUGUAAUAUAAAUGGUGCACGUAAGCCCAACACGCGGUUGUCCAAGCUCAUCUCUUUGUACAAAGUCGACGUGAAUCCUCGAUGUAAAUAGCCUAUAACGAGCGCAAUUCGUCGUGUAAUAUAGAUAUACAUAGGUUACUGUAGCGAAGUGUCGAGCGGACAUACUUGUAACGAGCGAUGCGCGGCGUCGGAAGGCGAGGGCUCUUCUUCUGACUGCACAUUAUAUAUCGCGUUUCCUGAAACAGGCAAAGUACUCAAUUUCCAUAAAACCUGUAGAAGAAACGACACUCGAAAUGCUUCCUACAUUUUCGGGAUUUCCCGUGCUAGGGAAAUGUUUUAAUCGCGUCAUGUAUAGGGAUGUUGAUCUCUUGUAACGAUAUGCUUUCGAAACGUGUCGAUGACUCGAUUCGUUGGCACUUUUUAAUUUACACGUUUAAAUUAGCUUUACGGAGACACGAAUCUGAGAACAGAUCACGAUUUCGUGGUACAACGUGCACCGUCUAAGUAUUUGGGUAGUCCGUGUCAAUGUACGCCCCUUUUAUAAACGCAACAAGAAAUGCAGACUCAGAUCGGAGAUGUAACGAUAGAUUAAUGUUCAAAGUGACUAGUAUAUUUCAUAAUGUAAAGGAACGCGUUUGUUCUCUCCGUGGAAACUUUAUGUUCUUUGUUAUCGUCCUAGAAUCGUGCUUAUCACGUUUAUUCGUGUAAAUUUGCUUUGCAGGGUGACACGAAGAAAAGUACCCGACUUCCGGCGCAUCCGCAAGUGCUGACGCAAACGAAAUACGACCUGCUGAAUGGCAAGUCCCCGUUAGACUGAAAACUUACGGAUUUUCGCAGGAUCCUUAUUUCGAAGCUGCAUCCGCCCUGCGUGAAAUGGCGUUUAUUUCACUCCAUAAAAAUUAAGAAAAAGAAAAAAAAAAAAGAAGAUAAAAGUGAAUAUGAUCCUUCGGAGCACGUAAAUGUCUCCUUGACGAGGAAUACCAAUGCGAUUUGGUUAUAGCCUAAUAAAGUUUGCUCGAGCCAUGAAGAUUUCGCUGCAAUAAAUGCACUAUUUCCUUAUGCACGUGCAGUUUAUUUGGCUGUCGCAAAGUUCCUCUGUCAAGCGGAAAUUUGUUCAUCCAGGAGAGCCUUUUACGUCGCAGGGCGAGAACAGCUUCCUGCACCUCUGACGCGGCCGUGAGUUGACACAAAGUGAAAUUUCUAUUAAGCAUAUGAUACGAGCGAGUGAAAAAAAGAAGAAUGGGGAAACAGGAAUGAAAGCGUAUACGUGCAUGACUGAUUAACGCGUGCGAGGUAGAGAGCGAGCGGACCAAUAGAGGGAAUGAAAACGAAUGCGAGGAAGAGACAGAGAACGAGGGCCGUAAACCCUGUUAAUCGGAUCAAUGUAUUUUACCUGUAAAGAAUAUACUUCAGACUUGGAUUUUUGUAGAGAAAUUGCAUAUAUUUGCUAAACGCUAUCCCCUAUAGGCGAUUUAAUUGUGUAUUAUUAUUACGACUUAUCAUUAGUACCGGUAACGAUGUAAAGGAGGGAAGACGGUGGUACUUGGUGUAAGCGCGGACGAGAUGGAUGGA